AUGCAUCCAUUUUUUAAACCACGUGAGGCAGGAACAACAUCAAAAGACUCCAAAACACCUGAAACAUCUGACAAAGUUGGAAAGGGAAAGCAGAAGCACAUUCCAUGGGUCGAAAAAUAUCGUCCACGUUCGGUUGAUGACGUAGCUUAUCAGGAUGAGGUUGUUGCUGUCCUUAAGAAAUCUUUAGAAGGAUCAGAUCUUCCUAAUCUGUUGUUCUACGGACCACCAGGAACGGGGAAAACAUCCACCAUCCUGGCUGCUGCUCGAUCUCUUUUUGGGACAGAAAUGAUGAAAUUACGAGUUUUGGAACUGAAUGCAUCAGAUGAACGAGGAAUUAAUGUCAUCCGAGAGAAAGUGAAGAAAUUUGCUCAGACCACUGCCAGUGGAACAAAACCAGAUGGGAAGCCUUGUCCUCCAUUUAAGAUUAUUAUCCUGGAUGAGGCCGACUCUAUGACAGCACCAGCUCAGGCAGCACUGCGAAGAACAAUGGAGAAAGAAAGUAAAUCUACACGAUUCUGUCUGAUUUGUAAUUACGUUAGUCGGAUCAUUGAACCUAUAGCCUCCCGCUGUGCCAAGUUCCGAUUUAAACCCCUCGCGGAUCGUGUGCUCAGUGAGAGAUUGGCAGAGAUUUGUGACAAAGAAAACAUUGCUUGUGACAAAGAGGCUAUUCAAGCCCUGAUGGAUACUUCAGAGGGAGACAUGAGGAAAGCCAUUACCUACCUACAGAGUGCUGCUAGACUGAAAGGAGAUGAAGAAGUGACUCAAGGGGAUGUGUACGAAAUAGCAGGGGUGAUUAAAGAUGAUAAAAUUGAUCAGUUAAUCAAAGUUUGUCACUCCAACUCUUAUGAGAAACUAGAAAAGAUGGUUCAGGAGAUGAUAUAUGAAGGACAUUCAGCUGCCCAAAUAAUUACUCAACUUCACGACAAAAUUGUACAACGAGAGGACCUGAAUGAUCAACAGAAAUCAGUGACAUGCGAGAAACUCGCAAUUGUAGACAAGUGUCUGAUGGAUGGAGCUGAUGAGUAUCUUCAAUUGAUGGCCCUAUUUACCACUAUGAUGAGGGAGAUUUGUCGCUGACCAUGAAGGAACACUGUAAAUAGUUACAAAACUUUCAUCUCGUGAUAUGUGGACGGGGAAACGAAAAGUGAAUAGGAAUCUCAGUUUAUAUAUUGAUUCAUAUCUAACUAGAAAUCCUUGUCCCAAGACCUAUUGUGACAUACUGCUAGUUGUACAAGCUUGAUCAGUGAGAGACUUGGAACUGAUCAUUUUUAAAGUGGAAACUGAACUGAUUGUGUACUUUGAAAGUAAAAUUAUUAGGAUUAUUAAAAUAUAUUUAAAAUUUAAA
Saccostrea echinata is the source of this 1345-nucleotide messenger RNA. RefSeq names its product replication factor C subunit 4-like. Gene Ontology annotation, biological process: DNA repair; DNA-templated DNA replication. Gene Ontology annotation, molecular function: ATP binding; DNA clamp loader activity; DNA binding. NCBI's taxonomy places the organism in Eukaryota, Metazoa, Mollusca, Bivalvia, Ostreida, Ostreidae. The transcript is spliced from 10 exons. Gene Ontology annotation, cellular component: nucleus; DNA replication factor C complex. The record is from RefSeq and is a predicted model, not a curated record. Bases 1 to 1077 code for a protein of 358 amino acids.